ACCAGCUGUGCACAGCAUGGUCCAUACAGCCUGCCCUCCCUCUGGGACCAAACAAGCAUCGUAUGGCAGUGUUGCAACACUAUAUUUUGCUUCCUGAAUGAGUGAGUGAAGCAAUAGGCAGCAGAACAGAAUCUUCUUUCUCCUGUUGUCCCUAUUCCAGCCUUACACACACACACUUUCUGAUAGAAAUUCUCAAGCACUGCAAUCCGUGUAGGCUGUAGCUGCUAAUACUUCACCAGAUACAAAGGAAUCUUGUCUUGCACUACUCAAGGACAGGAGCAACUGAACGAUUAUAAAUACAAGAUUAUGAAGUAUGUUUGAGAUAAAUGCAAGACAUAAACAACGUACGCCUCAAGUUGACUAAAGCCAUAAGAAGAUCACAGCCUACUCUGCCUCAUAAAAAAGUCAACACAGAAAAAGAAAAUGAAUCAUUUGGAUGGAGUUGAAAUGACCCAACUCUCCAUUCCGGAGAUGGCAACAACAAGCUUGCCCACCACACUGGGCAGUUGUUUCCGACAAAUAAACAUGUCUUCCCCAAUGGAAACAAAAAAGCCCAUCACCUCCUUGUGGUUCUCAGCCAUCUUCAGCCUCAUUGGUCUCUCCUCUAACUUGUUUGCUUUGUGUGUUUUAGUCAGUGCCUCCAGGAGAACCCACAGCCGUUCUCGUUCUUCCUUCCUCAUAUUCCUCUGUGGUUUGGUGGUCACAGACUUAAUGGGACUGCUGGUUACAGGGAUUAUUGUGGUAUCUUACCACGUCUUAGAAUUUGACUGGAUGUCUUUGGACAAGGAGUGUCAUCUUUGUAAUUUUUUUGGACUUUCAAUGGUUUUUUAUGGGCAGUGCCCUUUACUACUUGGAGCCGCCAUGGCUGCAGAGCGAUUCUUUGGUAUAAAUAAGCCAUUUUCACGUUCCGCUAAUGUGUCUAAAAAGAGAGCUUGGGUUAUUGUAGUAAUGGUCUGGUUCUUUGCUUUUCAAAUAGCAUUACUGCCCAUAUGGGGGAUUGGAAAUUAUACCCUACAGUAUCCAAAGUCCUGGUGCUUUUUAACUUUGCUACAAGACUCGAAAAACAUGGCAUUUGGUCUUAUCUUCUCAAUGACUGGGAUCUUUUAUGUCUGCAUCUCCUUUGUCUUAAACACCAUCAGUGUGGUGACUCUCUGCAGGGUGUACCAUGAUCGUGAGUCUGUCCAGAGGAGGAGGGACAGUGAAGUUGAAAUGAUGGUCCAAUUGGUUGGGAUCAUGAUAAUUGCCAGUGUAUGCUGGCUUCCAUUGUUGAUAUUUAUAGGGCAGGCAGUCCUUCAGCAGCCUGUUGAGGGUCUGGGAGACAGGGAAAUCCCUCGAGAAACUGAGAAGCUUCUAUUGAUCUACUUACGGGUGGCCACCUGGAACCAAAUCCUGGACCCUUGGGUAUACAUCCUUUUCAGAAGAGCUGUCUUAAAGAGAGUGUAUCCAAGCCUCAAAACUCGCCCAUCUAUUGUGUCCUUGUACCCAACUCUCACUGCUUCCUUGCGCCGCAAAUACACCCAGGAAUCUGUGAUCAGAUAAUUACAAUGCUGAGUUCUCCAACAAGACAUUUAGCAUUCGUUUUGGAAAGUGUUAAAUAAUUGCAUGUGCAUAUGAACAUUCAUUUGGUUCUUACAAAAUAUCUGUAAAACAUUUAUACUCAAAUAUACCAAGAGAUCAAAGUUUUUGAUUUCUUAUUAUAAAUUGCAGCUUUUGGAAUGUGCAAUGAUAAUACGUUGAUGAUAUAAAAAUCAAUAAUACUGGUGAUUAUGCCAAGACUUAGGAAUGGAAGAGAAUGAAGCCUCUGAAUACUUGACAUACUGGAACUGGUGGAUACUCAUUUCCUCCAGCAGAAGAAGGUUCAUUAAUGCUGAUGUAUAACUUGAGAAAAGGUAUUGAACAGUGAGAUAAAUAAGGCAGAAAUAGCUGGAAAAGUAAACAAGAAAUGGAUACUGGGUGUUAUCAUUGUUUUGGGACUACUUUGUCUCAAGGUCCACCAAAUCUCUUGCCCUCCAGCCAUUACUUAUAGCUUUCAGAAGAAGACUUCUCUAAAAGGGCUCUAUGUUGAUCUUUUGGUUUCCAUCAUGCCUAUUAAAUUCAGUCAAAUAAAUUAAUACACAAUUGAA
Molecule: messenger RNA, 2123 nt
Organism: Bombina bombina (fire-bellied toad)
Lineage: Eukaryota; Metazoa; Chordata; Amphibia; Anura; Bombinatoridae
Gene: TBXA2R
Product: thromboxane A2 receptor
Exons: 3
Coding region: 424-1539 (371 amino acids)
Biological process (GO): inflammatory response; positive regulation of vasoconstriction; positive regulation of cytosolic calcium ion concentration
Cellular component (GO): plasma membrane
Molecular function (GO): thromboxane A2 receptor activity
Source: RefSeq, a predicted model, not a curated record